Messenger RNA from Linum tenue, 1713 nucleotides. The record is from the annotation of a GenBank genome assembly. Lineage: Eukaryota; Viridiplantae; Streptophyta; Magnoliopsida; Malpighiales; Linaceae.
CCCAACCUUAAUAUCCAAUCCAAUAAAUGUCUCUCUGAAAACCCUAGGAAGGCAGAAGCGAUAGUAUAGCAGGGCAGAGAGAAGAACCCGGCAGGCAGUCGUUGAGCCUCUUCGUUGCUUCUCUAUCUCUGCUCUCCAUCUUCCGCCGGCCGCCAUGAAGUUCAAUAUCGCCAACCCCACAACGGGGUGUCAGAAGAAGCUGGAAAUCGAUGACGACCAGAAGCUGCGAGCCUUUUUUGACAAGAGGAUUUCCCAGGAAGUCAGCGGUGAUGCUCUUGGAGAGGAAUUCAAGGGGUAUGUGUUCAAGAUCAUGGGUGGUUGUGACAAGCAGGGGUUCCCCAUGAAGCAGGGUGUCUUGAACCCUGGCCGUGUCCGCCUCUUGCUUGUCAGAGGAACCCCAUGCUUCCGUGGACAUGGAAGGCGCAAUGGAGAGCGUAGAAGGAAGUCGGUCCGUGGUUGCAUUGUGAGCCAAGACCUUUCUGUUCUCAACUUAGUCAUUGUGAAGAAAGGUGAGAAUGAUCUCCCUGGACUGACGGACACAGAGAAGCCAAGAAUGAGGGGACCCAAGAGGGCAUCCAAGAUCCGCAAGCUUUUCAAUCUCUCUAAAGACGAUGAUGUGAGGAAGUAUGUCAACACCUACCGCCGUACAUUCACCCGCAAAAACGGGAAGGAGGCUAGCAAAGCUCCUAAAAUUCAGAGGCUGGUCACUCCACUGACCCUGCAGAGGAAGAGGGCAAGACUUGCAGAUAAGAAGAAGAGAGUUGCAAAGGCCAAUGCCGAUGCUGCUGAGUACCAGAAGCUUCUUGCAUCCAGAUUGAAGGAGCAGAGAGACCGUCGCAGCGAGAGCUUGGCCAAGAAGAGAUCCAGGUUGUCUUCUGCUUCCAAGCCAUCUAUUGUUGCUUAAAAGUGAGAUUCAGGGUUUUUAGAUGAGUGCCAUAUCUUGUUUGUUAAAAUUUUGAGAAGGGAAUUGGAUUGAUGUUUUUGUUGUGGGAAUUUCAUCAUAGUUAAGUCUAUGAGGAUUGGUACUGCAAAACACUAUUUGGUUGUUCUGUUGUUUCUCGUCUUAGCAGCAUAUUUCUGUUCAUUUUUGUUCGCCAUCUCAGAUGAAGCACUGGUUCAAUCCUUUCUUAAGCUAUCGUCUUUCACUCUCUGUUAAACUGCCUGGAAAGGGUAUCAGACAAACCAUGUUUAGAAAGUAACAAGUGGAAGGGGAUUGCUGCAAGUGCCGUGUCUGCUGACAAAACCAUUUGCGAAUUGAGCUUGCUCAAGGAUUCGUCGGCGGCCGACUUCCAAUUUGGGCCAGUUGUUUCAGUCAGCCCAUGGUGGUAAAUGAUUUAACUUUUCUCCAUGACUUGGUCUCUGGUGAUCUGUGGGUCAGUUCUCAGUUGGACGUUAACAAAGUAAUUAGUGAGAUGGCUAAGUGCGUGUACUUAUAUAACCGAAACGUCUUGUCUUCUUCGAUCGAUCCAGCUGAGAAAGAAAAGCCACUAGGGAGCUGGUUAGUGACAAGGAUGAAAAGUUAAAGAGAAGAAGAAAAAAGUAUCCACGUGGAUUGCUGGUGUUAGUCUGGUUAAUCGCUCGUUUGAUUGGUUCAAUUGUUGCGUCGGUUUUUGCUAACGGUAUUUUGCUUUACGAUGCAUUCGUCGCUUAAGGUGUUUUAGUAGGGACGGACUAAGAUACUCAUCUUAGCAUUCUUAAGGUUUAUCAUGGAGC